AUGCCAAUAUGCCUCUCAGCAAAGGAUAGCCUUCAUCUCUCUCCGGAAGAGAAGAAGAGGAAACUCAAGAAGAAGAAGCACCUGGUGCAGAGCCAGAAUUCCUGUUUCAGGCAUGUGAAAUGCCCUUCAGCCAUGCAAACAGUAGUUUUGUGUGUUGGCUGCUCUACUGUUCUCUGGCAGCCUACAAGAGGAAAAGCAAGGCUAACAGAAGGAUGUUCUUUCAGAUGGAAGCAGCAUUAA
Molecule: messenger RNA, 240 nt
Organism: Elephantulus edwardii (Cape elephant shrew)
Lineage: Eukaryota; Metazoa; Chordata; Mammalia; Macroscelidea; Macroscelididae
Product: 40S ribosomal protein S27-like
Exons: 1
Coding region: 1-240 (79 amino acids)
Biological process (GO): translation; ribosomal small subunit assembly
Cellular component (GO): ribosome; cytosolic small ribosomal subunit
Molecular function (GO): RNA binding; structural constituent of ribosome
Source: RefSeq, a predicted model, not a curated record